AUGCCUUUUCAUGAUGAGGUCAUAACUGCGAUGUCUCCAUCCGUUCUAACUCUGUUUUUGCAAUUCACAGAGAGCGAAGAUGUCUACCAGAGGCAGGUGCUGUCGGUCUCCUGUAUCAUCUUCGGACUCGUCAUCGUGGGCAUGUUCUGUGCAGCCUUCUACUUCAAAAGCAAGAAACAGGCUAAACAAAUCCCAGAGCAGCUGAAAGAGCCGCAGAAUGGCAAACACUACAGCCUCAAAGUGUCCAGCUCCAUGGCCAAGCCGGAGAACCCGGGCAAGAGCCACGUCCAGCUGCAAAGCGUCCAGCUCCGUGCCUGUGGUUUCCCGCAGCACUCCAGGGCUGAGAGGCAGCCCGUGACUGCGCUGGGGAGAAUGAUGGAGUCGAGCUUCGCCAGCUGCCAGGCCUUCCCAGAAGCCCCUUCUCCGGACCGAGGAAGCCCGUGUGUCAAACAGCACAGGAGGACGCCCCCAUCGCCCCGAAGCAGGCUGGGUGGAAUCGUGGGACCAGCGUAUCAGCAGCUCGAAGAGUCGAGGAUCCCAGACCGGGACACGAUACCUGGCCAAAGGGUAGAGGUGAGGAAGACUAUGUCCCACCUGCCUAUGCAGCUGUGGUGUGUUGAAAGACCCCUGGACUUAAAGUACUCACCAGGAGGUUUAAAAGCCCAACAGAAUGCAUCAAUAAAUAUGCAACUGCCUUCAAGAGGGACAAAGCCCUACUCUAACAGCAUGGACGGCAAGGGCCCGCUGGGCUACCCCUCCGCGCGGGCCAGCUCCGUGCCCAUCAUCCCUUCGGUGGGACUCGAGGGGCCCUGCAUGCAGGUGCCCGGGGUCUCCGAGGUCCGCGGCAUCACAUGGUGCAAGAACUCCUUCUCUGUGGACGGUGUCGGCGUGGGCGCGCCCCUCAGCGACCCUCUCGCCACGGAGCAGCAGGGGGUGAAGGUCCUGCUCGAAACUGUCCAGGAGCAGAUUCGAAUCCUGACUGAGGCCAGACGGUCGGAAGACUACGAGCUGGCCAGCACAGAAACCGAGGACACUGCCAGCGAAAACACAGCCUUUCUGCCCCUGAGCCCCACGGCCAAAUCAGAACGAGAGGCACAAUUUGUCUUAAGAAACGAAAUACAAAGAGACUCCGCGUUGACCAAGUGACGCGAGAUGCAGGAAUCUGUGCGUUCGAUGCUUUGCUAAGCAGGAAAGAGGAAAGUAACUACAAAUUAUUUAUAUGCAUUAAUUUAAGAGCAUCUACUUAGAAGAAACCAAAUAGUCUACCGCCCGCUUAUCAUAGUGUUUUUAACAAAAUAUUUUUUUAAAGGGAAAGAAAUGUUUCAGGAGGGAGAAAGCUUACACUAGAGCUUCCAGGCAGAAUUCCCAAUCCAAUUUCAGUUAGCCCCAACACGACCUCUUUGGCUUUUAGAUGUGGGCGGUUCAGACCCUCGGUGGGUCCCGCAGCGCCCUGUCCUUGCCAACGCGCCGUGGUCAGCUGGUUUGGCAGAGACGGGCUGUGUGCGGGGGGCGGCUGUGCCGUCAGCGGCCGGCCAGGACGUUCUGUUGCCAGUCCCACCCUAAAUCUCUGUCCAGCCAACAGCCUCAUCCAGGUUAGGCAUGUCGGCAGCCCUGGUGUUUCCACUGCUGUUUGGAGAACAGCACGGACUGGAGUGGGGAGGAGAGGGGAGGAGGGAGGUGUCGGGAGCGGCCGCGGCUGCUCUCAGGUGCCGUCUCCCUCUGAAAUUUGGAACACAGAAUCUCAGAGGGAGAUUUCCAGAAAAAGAGACAGAAAAUCGCAAUGUCGUGUCACUAAAAUCACACUGAUACGAAUGCUUCUCCUUGAGGUUGCUCAGAGGCUCUGCAGGAGCGAUUCUCAGUGUGUGUGCCUGUGUGCACGUGAGCGUGUGAGCGUGUGAGCAUGCACUUGUGCCGGUUCACUCACUCGAGCAU
This is a messenger RNA of Tupaia belangeri chinensis (Chinese tree shrew), 1932 nucleotides long. RefSeq names its product neuregulin 3 (gene NRG3). Gene Ontology annotation, molecular function: chemorepellent activity. The transcript has 7 exons. The record is from RefSeq and is a predicted model, not a curated record. Bases 1 to 1146 code for a protein of 381 amino acids. NCBI's taxonomy places the organism in Eukaryota, Metazoa, Chordata, Mammalia, Scandentia, Tupaiidae. Gene Ontology annotation, biological process: animal organ development; intracellular signal transduction; nervous system development.